AUGACCAGGGAGGCCUCACUAGUAUCUUAUGGCGAGGGCCCAAGGCCUAUCUCCAGAGACGGGGACCCUAUAACAGUUACAAAUUCGGUCUUUAUAGUUAGACCCACCAAGAGUUACCCUAAUCUAGCACCUAAUAAGGAACUGCCCGAUAAUAUUCGUUAUAUCAACAAAUAUAACGUGUCAUUUUUUCACAAGCUUGCCGCCUUCUUUCAGAGUCAAAGCACCUCAUAUAGCAUCUUUAUUAGGCGAGUGAUAAGAGGGUAUAGGGGAAGCUUAUAUCUGGAAAGCUAUAUAUUUAAAUACAAUAAUAAGAUCUGCUAUAAAACAGAGGAAGAGAUUAUCUCUCUCCUCUCCCAUGAAAUAAUUCAUAGCUUCUUAUUAAUAGAUCUCGAGGAUAAUGGCUAUGAUAAUAGGUGGUAUAUUGAAGGUAGCAGCCCCCUCGCUAAGUUUUAUUGCCCUAUCACUUUGGCCCUCAGGGCUUUAAGUACCUUAUGA
Messenger RNA from Penicillium waksmanii, 495 nucleotides. RefSeq lists its product as uncharacterized. The transcript has 4 exons. Lineage: Eukaryota; Fungi; Ascomycota; Eurotiomycetes; Eurotiales; Aspergillaceae. Bases 1 to 495 code for a protein of 164 amino acids. The record is from RefSeq and is a predicted model, not a curated record.